AUGUUCGCUCGUAGUGCUCUUCGUGCUCCUACCCAGGCUAUCCGCACCCCUGCCUCUUCGCGUCUCUUCUCGCAGACUGCAACAGCUAACAGGAAGGUCGCUGUGCUUGGUGCCUCGGGUGGUAUUGGUCAGCCGCUCUCGCUGCUUCUCAAGCUGAACCAGAAUGUGACAGACCUCCGCCUGUACGACAUCCGUCUUGCCCCGGGUGUGGCUGCUGAUAUCGCUCACAUCAACACGCCCAGCACCUGCACGGGUUACGCUCAGGAGAACCUUGAGCAGGCUCUUGAUGGCGCCGAGGUCAUUUUGAUCCCUGCCGGUGUGCCUCGUAAGCCUGGUAUGACUCGUGACGACCUCUUCAACACAAAUGCUUCGAUUGUUCGUGACCUUGCUAAGGCCGCCGCUAAGGUGUCACCCAAGGCCCACAUGCUCAUCAUCUCGAACCCUGUGAACUCGACGGUCCCUAUCGUCGCUGAAGUGUUCAAGCGUGCCGGUGUCUACGACCCCAAGCGCGUGUUUGGUGUGACUUCCCUCGACAUCGUGCGUGCCUCGACGUUCCUCUCGGGUAUUGCUGGUUCGAAGCCUGCUGACACCAACGUGCCUGUCAUUGGCGGUCACUCGGGUGUGACGAUUGUGCCCCUUCUUUCGCAGGCCCAGCAGGGUUCGGCUGUGUCAGCGGGUGAGCAGUACGAAAAGCUUAUCCACCGUAUCCAGUUCGGUGGUGACGAGGUUGUCAAGGCCAAGGACGGUGCUGGCUCGGCCACGCUUUCGAUGGCCUACGCUGGUGCCGUGUUCGCUGACGGCAUCCUGCGUGCGAUGAACGGUGAGAAGGGUGUCAAGCAGUGCGCCUUUGUGGAGAGCCCUCUCUUCAAGGACCAGGUCUCGUUCUUCGCUAGCCCUGUGGAACUUGGUCCUGAGGGUGUGCAGAACAUCCCUGCCUUGCCUCAGAUUACGGCUGAGGAGCAGAAGCUGCUGGACAACUGCCUGGUUGACCUUGCUAAGAACAUCUCGAAGGGUGUUAACUGGGCUGCCGAGAACCCUUAA
This is a messenger RNA of Malassezia restricta, 1041 nucleotides long. Its product is annotated as malate dehydrogenase. Gene Ontology annotation, biological process: tricarboxylic acid cycle; carboxylic acid metabolic process. The record is from RefSeq and is a predicted model, not a curated record. Gene Ontology annotation, cellular component: mitochondrion; cytoplasm. Gene Ontology annotation, molecular function: L-malate dehydrogenase (NAD+) activity. The transcript has 2 exons. NCBI's taxonomy places the organism in Eukaryota, Fungi, Basidiomycota, Malasseziomycetes, Malasseziales, Malasseziaceae. The coding region runs from base 1 to 1041 and encodes 346 amino acids.